GAUUGGCAAGCAGUUAACAAGAACACGGGGGCGGUGACAGAGCUGGACGAGGACCUGGAGUUGGGGGAGCGUUCACACACCCCGCGGUGGGCCUGCUCCAGAGACAUGCACUCUGGAACACGCCCUGCAGAGCUGCAGACGGAUGCCCUCGGUGACCUGGCAGCCCUGCUCCCAGGAUGUGCCUCCCAGGGAGUGCGUGCGCGUGCGUGAGCAGCCCAAGCUCCCGUGGCAGGAAGGCGGGCACCCGGCUUGUUGCACAGCCACAGAAAUGUUAUCGUUCCGCACCGGAGAGGAACGGACUAUGGAAACAGCUGAAUGCAGACGAACACUGGUGUCAGGUGACUGGGAAAAGAACACAUCACUCGAUGAGGCCACUUGUGUGAAAUGCAAACCGAUGCAAAGCUACGUUCUGCUUGCGGCUCCGUGCAGAGUGCCACCGCUGUACGUGCAAAAACAGUCCACCAGACAGACGGGCCGCAGCAUGACAACCACGAGAGGACUCAGGACAGCCUCUCCAGCCGGGCCGCUGCAGGUGCUCUUGAUUUUGUGGCCUAAGUGCUCUUGUGUGAAGCGGAAACCUUGCAUGUUGGGCCCGAUGAGUUCUUCUGGUAGCAUCUCCGUACACGAUGGUUCCUAUGAGAAGCUUCUGUCUUGCCUAAUGGGCCUGGAUCAGUAUCAGCUGGAGGAAUUCAAACUUGGCCUCCAGGCCCCGCAGCUGCUGCUUGAGAACUCCCGGCCGAUCCCCUGGGCGAGCCUGAAAGCCGCCGGUCCUGCUGAUCUGCUGUGCCUGUUGAGUGAGUACUUAACAGUGAGGCAGAUAUGGGACGUGACCCUCCACAUCUUCGAGAACAUGCAGCUGACUUCACUCUGCGAGGAAAUGAGAGCAAAGACGAAUGAGUUCACACGGGCGCAGGAGCCCCACGAUGCAGACCAGGAAAGACCAGGGACGCCAGGAGAAGAAGCAGCCCACAGGAGGAGGUACAGAGAGAGGAUGAAGGCUAAAAUACUGGCGAUGUGGGACAGUGUCUCCUGGCCUGAAGACCAUAUAUAUCUCUGCAACGUGACGGCGAAGGAGCACGAAGAACUUAGGAGGCUGCUGGGCCCUAACCGGGCUGGAGCCCAGCCCCGGACGAUCGUCCUGGAGGGCGGCGCCGGGGUUGGGAAGAGCACGCUGGCGAUGAAGGCCGUGCUGCACUGGGCAGAGGGCGUCCUCUUUCAGGACAGGUUCUCCUAUGUUUUCUUUAUCAGCUGCCAUAAAGUGAAGGAGAUGGCGGACACCACCCUUGCUGGCUUGCUUUCCCAGGACUGGCCUGACUCUCAGGCCCCCACUGAAGAGUUCAUGGGUCAUCCCGAGAGGCUCCUGUUUGUCAUUGAUGGCUUUGAAGAGAUGGUUUUGUCCCCCGACUUGGACAACAGCCCACCAUGUUCAGACUGGUACCGGCAGCUCCCAGUGGCCAGAAUCCUCCUCCACUUGUUGAAGAAAGAGUUGGCGCCCACGGCUACCCUACUGGUAACAGCCAGAGACUACGGUAAUGGUCGUCUUAAAGGGCUGCUGCUGAAUCCAUGGUUUGUCUUACUCUCAGGGUUCACAGAAGGAGACCGGGAGGAGUACUUCACCAGGUUCUUCGGUGACUACGACCAAGCCACGAAGAUCUUGCGUAAGAUGAGAAAAAUGGAGUCUCUGUUUCGCUCCUGCUCUGCGCCCCUGGUGUGCUGGGCCGUGUGCUCCUGCCUGAAGCGGCGGGUGGUGAGAAGCCCGUAUUCCCGGCCGGGCGCCGAGACCGCCACCAGCCUGUACACGCGCUUCUUCUCCGGCCUGUCUUCCGUGGCCCCGGCGAGCGCGUCAGGGCGGAGCCGGCCGGGGCAGUGGAGGGCCCUCUGCAGCCUCGCUGCACAGGGCAUGUGGCUCUCGCACUUCGCGUUUCCAAAGGAGGACGUGGAGCGCUGGCACCUGGAGGCCCCUCUCGUCGAGUCUCUCCUGAGGCGGAAUAUUCUGCGCAAAGUCGGUGACUGUGAGGACUGCGUUGCUUUCACGCACCACAGCUUCCAGGAGUUUCUGGGGGCCGUGUUCUACGUGCUCCGGGGAGCCAGAGGGUCCCUUGGUGGUGGUUCCACGAGGCAUCAAGAGAUGAGGGCGCUGCUGAGUGACGCCUUCUUGAACACAAACGUCUAUUGGAAUCAGAUGGUUCUCUUUCUCUUUGGUCUUGUAAGGAGAGACCUGGCCAGGGAACUGGAAGACGCUCUGCGUUGUGAAGUGUCUCGCAGGGUGAGGGACGAGCUGCUGGACUGGGCAGAAGACUUAGAGGGGUGCAGUGCAGUCUCCGUCCGUUUUGAGUUCCUGCUGCUUUUCCAGUGCUUACAUGAGACGCAGGACGAGGACUUUGUACAGCAGAUCUUGAGUCGCCUCCUGGAAGCCGACCUUGACAUUCGUGGGAGUCUGCAACUUCGAGUUUCUUCCUUUUGCCUGAAGCACUGUCAGAAGCUGAGUAAGCUGAGGCUUUCUGUCAGCAGUCCCAUCCCUCAAACGGAGCUGACUUUUGACCUGGAAACCCCGGGGGCAAAGGUGGUCGAUUCGAGGACUCGUCAGUGGCAGGAUAUUUGCUCCGUGCUUCGCAAUGGGAACAUGCGUGAGCUGGACCUGAGUGACAGCAAGCUUAAUGCUUCCUCCAUGAAGAGACUCUGUUACGAGCUGAGAAAUCCAAGGUGCAGACUCCAGAAGCUGACGUGCAGGUCGGUGUCUCCCGUGCGGGUUCUGAAGGAGCUCGUCCUCGUUCUGCACGGGAACCACAGGCUGACCCACCUCGACCUGAGCUGCAACAACCUGGGAAUCACCGUGUCUGCGAUGAUCUUUAGAACUCUGAGGCACUCAGCCUGCAACCUCCAGUAUCUGUGGUUGGAGUCGUGUGGCCUCACCGCCUGGGCCUGCCAUCAGCUCUUUGCGGAACUCGGCGAGAACUCCAGCCUGCGGUUCCUCAGCCUGGGCGACAACAACCUCUCUAACACCGAGGUGAAAAGACUGCAGGGGCCGUUUGGGACGUCCAGGUGCCCCCUCAAGGAGCUGUCGCUGGAGAAGUGCAACCUGUCGGUGGCCAGCUGUCGGGACCUGGCCCUGCUUCUCACCAGCGCCCAGGGGGUGACUCGGCUGUGCCUGGGGUUGAAUCCACUCCAAGACGACGGUGUGGAGCCGCUGUGUGGUUCCCUGGCCCACCCUGACUGCGUCUUGGAGAGACUGGUCCGGGCCACCCGGGCCACGUGCGCCCCCAGCAAGCGUUGUAGCAGCACCCGCGAAGGGCUGCGCACCAGGGCCGCUCGCCACACUCCGUGCUCAGCACGUGUCCUGGUGCUGGUCCUGGGGACACCUCUGCCUGGCGAGUACCAGGACUCUGACUUCCGCUCUUGCAAAUGCCGAGAGCCACCGGAUGACUUUCCCCCACUCUGUUUAUUUCUACUUUGCAGCUUGUCAGCUUGCUCUUUGACAGCAGAGGGCUGUCAGGAGCUUGCUGAUGCCCUCAAGCGCAACCCUAAUGUGAAAACCUUGGAUAUCGGGGAAAAUGACGUUCAGGAUGAUGGGGUGAAACGGCUGUGCGAGGUGCUGAAAUGCUCGAAUUGCACACUGAGCACGCUUGGGCUGGAGAGAUGCAACUUGACGCGUGGUUGCUGCCAGCAUCUCUCCUCUGCUCUCGGAAGCAGCAAAAGCCUGGUUAAUCUGGACCUGUCAGGAAAUGACCUGGGGCCUGAGGGAGUCAGCACGCUGUGGAAGUCCUUGGAAAAACCAGCGUGCACACUGCGGAAACUCAGGCUCGAAGAAGACUUGUACUCCAUAGUGAAAGCGGAGUUGGAGAAGUUACAGGAGAAGGGGUCCUCUCUGAGAAUCAAGUGUAGAAGAUGGAUAGUCAGAGAGGACAGAUGUUGCCUGGGGCUACAGGACUGAACAUGGACAAGCCAGGAUUCCAGCACCGGCCCCCAUGAUUCAGGAAGUAACAGAGGAUCCAGACGGUCCCACAACAUCAGCCGUCAGCCGUGGCACCUGCACUGGGAGCGCAGCGCAAGGACGACGGGAACGAGGUCGUGCCGCCAGGACAGCCAGAUGUAGGCGCUGGGGAUGGGCUUUAAAGGGGUGGACCCGUAUCUUCAUGAGACGGAUAAGGUAAUGAUCUCAGUGCGGGAGUUACCCCGGUUUUAGCCUAACUGCUACUACGACUGCUCUCGGUCUCACAGAGGCUUGAAAGGGGAAAAUAGAGAGAGAGAUGCUAAGGGUUCAUUAUCUACUACAUAACAUCUAUCUGAUAAAAUCAUGCAGAUAAGUUUUAUUAUAACUAUGCUUAUAACUAUAGACUUACAAGCUUAAAUACAUUAUAUAGUAUAUUUAGAAUUUUAAAUACUACAUAGUCAUCCAUAUAAUUACAUGUGUAA
Camelus dromedarius (Arabian camel) is the source of this 4413-nucleotide messenger RNA. RefSeq names its product NLR family pyrin domain containing 13 (gene NLRP13). The coding region runs from base 143 to 3931 and encodes 1262 amino acids. The record is from RefSeq and is a predicted model, not a curated record. Gene Ontology annotation, cellular component: cytoplasm. Gene Ontology annotation, biological process: regulation of inflammatory response. Gene Ontology annotation, molecular function: protein binding. Lineage: Eukaryota; Metazoa; Chordata; Mammalia; Artiodactyla; Camelidae. The transcript has 14 exons.